AUGCCACACUUCGCGACUCGUCGAGUAGUGGAAACAAUGCCGUCCGGAACGUGGAAUGACUUCACCGAUCUCCCAGCGGAAUACGCGUCUCAGAUAGCUGCGGUCCAUCAGUUGCCACGAUGUUAUCACUCAAUGAAUUUUGUAUAUUUCGCAACAACUAUGGACGACAUGUUGAUAGCCUUUUGUCUGGUAGCGACGGUUAUCAAUUUUCUUGUUGUCUCGUGUUCAUUCAAGUUAUUUAUGAAGAAGGGAGACACUCUGCAUUUGUUUAUCCUAAACAUGACUCUCGGCGAUUCCAUACUAACACUAUUUUGCCACCCUUAUGAGCUACUUGCAAGAAGAUAUUCAGGCAUUCAAGUACAUUCGCUGACUGUGUUGUUGAAUUUUGCAAAUUGGGUUGGACUUGCAGUUUCUGGAUUGUCUCUAACACUUCUAAAUGUAGACAAGCUAAUAUUUUUUUGCUGGCCGUUCAAAUAUGACAUUUGGAUGUCUUAUUUUAGAGCCAAAAUGUUCUGCUAUGCAACUUGGGCCAUUUCAAUUGGAUUUGCCACAUAUUAUUGGAUGUAUAGCUACAUAUACUUUAUUAAUACGAAGCUAAAUAUGAAGCAGCGUUUCGAAAUUCAAUUCAUUUUCCUUUCUGUUUUUGUAAAUGAAGGACAGCUCUCUCCUAUCAACAGAUUUUUCUAUGAAGCGUUUACUAUAAUCUUCUGUGUCAUCCCAAUAGUAUCUUCUCUUAUGGUAUCUUGUUAUCUAUACAAUUUGACCAUGACUAAAAGAAAAUUGGAUAUCCGAUCAACGAAUGCUAUAAAAUCCGAGAAGAAGGCAACAUCAUUCGCCUUCAUUUUUGCAACAACACUGUGGACAUCCUGCAGUUUGUUGCCUUACAGAGUGGCUAAUCUUGCUAGAAUUCAUGUUAUAACGUAA
This is a messenger RNA of Caenorhabditis briggsae, 924 nucleotides long. RefSeq names its product Protein CBR-AEXR-2 (gene Cbr-aexr-2). Gene Ontology annotation, molecular function: neuropeptide receptor activity. Gene Ontology annotation, cellular component: membrane. The transcript has 7 exons. Gene Ontology annotation, biological process: neuropeptide signaling pathway. NCBI's taxonomy places the organism in Eukaryota, Metazoa, Nematoda, Chromadorea, Rhabditida, Rhabditidae. The coding region runs from base 1 to 924 and encodes 307 amino acids. The record is from RefSeq and is a predicted model, not a curated record.